GUCAGUCAAAUGUCAAUUUUACGAUGUUUUAAGCUGUGGAUUUAAGUGGGCGGUGUUUGCAAGUUCUGAUUCAGAAUACCAAAUUUUUUUAAGAACACCGAAAGCUUUUUCCUGGCAGUAUUUAAGUUAAAGAAACUCGCUCCAGAGACUCUAACGAAAUGGCGAAAAAUACGUCGAGUUCAGCCUUCAGAAAAAUUGAUGUUGAUCAGUAUAGUGAAGAUAAUUUUAAAGAGGAUGACGGUGAUCAAGGGGGUCCAGCCGGGCCAGAUGAAAAUGAAGUCAAUAGUUUGCUACAAAAAGGGAAGUAUAUGGAGGCUCUAAAGUCUGUAUUAAGCAAUGCACCAUUAGGUAGUAAAAAUCAACAAGUAAAGGAAAAUGCUGUAAACUUAACUCUAAGGGUCCUACUUGCUGUCAAACCAUCUCAAAUUGAAGAGGCUGUUAAUUCCUUAAGUCCUGAUUUGAUAGAUAUCUUAAUGAAAUACAUCUAUCGAGGAUUUGAAUAUCCUUCAGAAGGAAGUAGUGGUCACUUAUUAAUAUGGCAUGAAAAAGUUUAUAACAUAGGAGGUGUAGGUUGCAUUGUACGAGUGUUGUCAGAUACAAGGCGAGCCUAACAAGAUAAGUUUUCACAUUAAGCAUCAAUAUGUAUAACAGUAUGACAUUUCGUUUUAUAAUAUAAAAGCUUUUACUUAAAUAAAAAAUGUUACUCUAUUAAAA
Molecule: messenger RNA, 714 nt
Organism: Zophobas morio
Lineage: Eukaryota; Metazoa; Arthropoda; Insecta; Coleoptera; Tenebrionidae
Gene: Arpc5
Product: actin-related protein 2/3 complex subunit 5-B
Exons: 3
Coding region: 159-611 (150 amino acids)
Biological process (GO): Arp2/3 complex-mediated actin nucleation; cell migration; regulation of actin filament polymerization
Cellular component (GO): cytoplasm; Arp2/3 protein complex; actin cytoskeleton
Molecular function (GO): actin filament binding
Source: RefSeq, a predicted model, not a curated record